This is a messenger RNA of Balearica regulorum gibbericeps (East African grey crowned-crane), 945 nucleotides long. Its product is annotated as NF-kappa-B inhibitor delta. Gene Ontology annotation, cellular component: nucleus. The record is from RefSeq and is a predicted model, not a curated record. Gene Ontology annotation, biological process: regulation of gene expression. Gene Ontology annotation, molecular function: protein binding. Lineage: Eukaryota; Metazoa; Chordata; Aves; Gruiformes; Gruidae.
AUGGUUUUGUGGAACACUGGGUAUAAAACUCCCAAAGUGGCUAUGCUGCCCUAUAAAACUGUUUGCUCCUAGGGUGAUGAUGGCGAAGAAGUGAUCAGUGUCUUUAUUUACUGUCUUAGAAUUCUACAUAUUUAUGCAGCUAAAGGUAUGAGGGCGUAUACAUUGGCAGCUGCAGAGCGCAUGAAAUUGCUGCGAAGACUUGAUGCCAAGGAACACAGAGGAAAGACUCCCCUGCUGGUGGCCGUCACUGCCAGGCAGCCAGCUAUUGUCUAUGAUUUGAUCCAGACAGGAGCAGAUGUCAAUGCUGUAGACAACAAAGGGCAGUCAGCCUUACAUCUUGCUGCAACGUACGGGUAUGCCCAAGUUCUUCAGGUUAUACUGUCACUAGGUUUCCCUCUUGAUUUAGAAAUGAAGGAUUUUGAAGGCCAUACCCCACUCCACUGUGCUGUUCUGGCCCACAACGCCCUGCUCCGGGACCAGGGGUGCCAGACAUUGAUGGAGGAGCAGCAGAAAGAUCUUCAGCACAAGAGCGAAGAGCUGGAGUCCUGUAUCCACCUCCUGGUGCAGACAGGAGCCUCCAUCUACAGCCGGGAUGUGAAAAGCAACAAGACAGUUCUUCAUUAUACAGUCCAAGAUGGGAACAUCUCCCUGCUCAGGUACUUCUUGGAGCUGAAUGCUUUCAAGUCCAAGGACUUUGUCAAUAACAAGGCACAUGGCAACACAGCUUUACAUAUGGCAGCUGCAUUGCCUCAUGACAAGAACCAGAAAGAAAUCAUCCAGUUGCUCCUUGACCAUGGGGCAGACCCAAGCAUCCGAAACUUAGACAACGAUCAGCCAAUCCACAUGGCUCCUUCUGGAAAAGCUGGGGAUCAGGUUAGGCAUUUGCUGAAGAAAGGAAAAGUUGCAUCUACAUUCAUUUCCUGUCGUCAAAAUGCCAGAUCCUAG